This is a messenger RNA of Symbiodinium sp. CCMP2592, 564 nucleotides long. Lineage: Eukaryota; Dinophyceae; Suessiales; Symbiodiniaceae. The record is from the annotation of a GenBank genome assembly.
AUGCAGACGCUCAGCUCGCUCGGAGAUGCCUCGAGCAGGUUGACGCUGGCACCGGCCUCGAAGAAGCCGGAGCUCCACAAACCCGAGACCUAUCCUUGGACAGGUGCCUGGGGCGGCCCCGACCGCGACUGGACGCCAGCGCCGCCAACCGGCCCUCGCCUGCGGAUUUGCCGGCCUCGUGCAGCGCAACGUUUGGCGAGGACCCAGAAGGCCGAGGAAGUCCUGCACCGACCUCGCCUCUCCAGAGAACUCGAAGAAAGCCUGGCAGAUUUGUCCAGUGCGCUCCGAGAUUCUAGAGGUUUGCGAGUCUUGAGGUGUCCAGCUGCAGAAGGCCUGUCUCGACGGGGCAGACUUGCUGGAAGCUGUGCCAGGAGUGCUGACCCUAGUCGGUCUGCCUUCGUGCGUGCUCGGCUGGUCAAGACCGAUCUUGGUCAAAGCAGCCUGGUGCAGGCUAGCCUAGAAGGUGGUGACUUGUUGCUCGCCAAUCUGGAGGGAAAAAAAAUGGAAGAGGUCUCACCACGCGAUGCCUGCAGUGUCAAGAAAGGCCAAGCUGCAACGAGCUAA